Messenger RNA from Octodon degus (degu), 1541 nucleotides. It is a transcript of the gene Ca7, whose product is annotated as carbonic anhydrase 7. Gene Ontology annotation, molecular function: carbonate dehydratase activity; zinc ion binding. Gene Ontology annotation, cellular component: cytoplasm. Lineage: Eukaryota; Metazoa; Chordata; Mammalia; Rodentia; Octodontidae. The record is from RefSeq and is a predicted model, not a curated record. Gene Ontology annotation, biological process: regulation of intracellular pH. Bases 105 to 890 code for a protein of 261 amino acids. The transcript is spliced from 7 exons.
CUUUAAGAAGCUGCUCCGCUGCAGCGAGCGGGGGCCGGAGCCGCAGCCGGAGCAAGCGGACUGAGCCCAGCCGGCAGGUGCACGGCUGCGGGGACAGCAGCGGCAUGACCGGCUGGGGCUACGGCCAGGACGACGGUCCCUCAAAUUGGCACAAGCUGUAUCCUAUUGCCCAGGGAGACCGUCAGUCACCCAUCAACAUCAUAUCCAGCCAGGCUGUGUACUCGCCCAGCCUGCAGCCACUGGAGCUUUCUUACGAGGUCUGCACGUCCCUCAGCAUCACCAACAAUGGCCACUCUGUCCAAGUAGACUUCAAUGACAGUGAUGACCGAACUGUGGUGACUGGGGGUCCCCUGGAAGGGCCCUACCGCCUCAAGCAGUUCCACUUCCACUGGGGCAAGAAGCACGAGGUGGGCUCGGAGCACACGGUGGACGGCAAGUCAUUCCCCAGCGAGCUGCAUUUGGUUCAUUGGAAUGCCAAGAAGUACAGCACCUUUGGGGAAGCGGCCUCGGCACCUGAUGGUCUGGCUGUGGUUGGCAUCUUCCUGGAGACAGGGGAUGAGCACCCCAGCAUGAACCGCCUGACAGAUGCACUCUACAUGGUUCGGUUUAAGGGAACCAAGGCCCAGUUCAGCUGCUUCAACCCCAAGUGCCUCCUGCCUGCCAGUCGGCACUAUUGGACUUAUCCAGGUUCCCUGACUACACCUCCCCUCAGUGAGAGUGUCACCUGGAUUGUGCUCCGUGAGCCCAUCAGUAUCUCUGAGAGGCAGAUGGAGAAGUUCCGGAGCCUGCUUUUCACCUCAGAGGAUGAUGAGAGGAUCCACAUGGUGAACAACUUCCGACCACCACAGCCACUGAAGGGCCGUGUGGUCAAAGCCUCCUUCCGGGCCUGAGCUCCUCAUCUGCCCAGCUGGCCACUAGGGCACAGUCUUCCCAAGGGCUUCCAUGUCAGCAGACACCAAACCAUCUGAGGCUCCCUGCCUGGGGGGUGCUGUGGCCCCCCUUCAGCUGGCUUGCUUCUUGGCUACCCUGAAGGAUUCUUGAUGGGACCUUCAAGUCAGGGGUACCCUUCAGCUGCCAUGGGGACCAAAAGAAUAGGAGCUCAGCAGGGCCCAAGCCUGGGGCUGCCUCUGUUCUCCAAGACCCAAAGGCCCCUGGGAACCUCCUCUUGUCUUCCCUACUGGCAGUGGCAGCAGCCCCACCCUGAGCUCACACUGUGAUGGACAAGCCCUAGCUCCCCAGGGCAGGCAGCUGACACUGCCAGGAAGAUGCAAGCAAUAAUUAGAGGUGGGCAGAUUUGCCCUCUCAGCAUUACCUCUUCUGCAGGCCUCCGCCAUGCACGCACCUCACUGCCAGGCCAUUAAAAUCAGCACCCAGCCUGCUGGAGGUGACGUGGCCUUCUCCCUCUAGCCACCUGCUGCUCUGAGCAGGCCCUGGCUACAGCUUAUAUAUUAUCUUCCUUUGUUCCCACCCAGCCACCAAAGCCACCUACAUGACAAUCCAUCCAUGUAUUAAUUAAUAAAUUCAUUUAUCCAUGCGACAAA